AUGAGUUAUGGCGGUGAUCAGGACGCUGCAACAGACCCUGGCAGUGAUCAGGAUGCUGGUAUGGGGUGUGGCGGAUAUCAGGAUGCUGGUAUGGGGUAUGGCGGUGAUCAGGAUGCUGGUAUGGGGUAUGGCGGUGAUCAGGAUGCUGGUAUGGGGUAUGGCGGAUAUCAGGAUGCUGGUAUGGGGUGUGGCGGAUAUCAGGAUGCUGGUAUGGGGUAUGGCGGCGAUCAGGACACUGGUAUGGGGUAUGGCGGCGAUCAGGACACUGGUAUGGGGUAUGGCGGCGAUCAGGACACUGCUAUGGGGUAUGGUGGUGAUCAGGACAUUGGUACGAUGUAUGGGGGUGUUUUGUGUGCACUGGGACAUGUGAUGGGGUCUUCCUGCAUUAUUUCUUAUGGGCCUUGUGGGGCAGUGUUUAGGGACACAUGGGGCACUAAAUUGGGGUGGCUGGCACUGCAGUGUGUGAAUGUACAAGUAGCCUGACAGGCUGCUG
Molecule: messenger RNA, 493 nt
Organism: Staurois parvus
Lineage: Eukaryota; Metazoa; Chordata; Amphibia; Anura; Ranidae
Source: the annotation of a GenBank genome assembly